This is a messenger RNA of Guillardia theta CCMP2712, 1326 nucleotides long. RefSeq lists its product as hypothetical. Lineage: Eukaryota; Cryptophyceae; Pyrenomonadales; Geminigeraceae. Gene Ontology annotation, molecular function: protein binding. The record is from RefSeq and is a predicted model, not a curated record. The transcript is spliced from 3 exons. The annotation marks the transcript as partial.
AUGUCUCAAGAAACGGAGGCAGCGGGAGAGGCGGGUGCGAGCUUGUCCGCACAAGAAUGGAAGAAGCGAGUGGACAAUGCGUCAGACAGCGGCGUCUUUGAUGCGCAUGCUUGUCGAUUGAGCAAGUUCCCCGAGGAAAUCUUGAACUUCAAGAAUCUCAAGAAGAUAUUCUUGCAGAACAACUACAUCGAAACGCUGCCGUCUGAGAUUGGAAACUUUCCGAAUCUCGCCAUCUUGUACCUGCAAGAAAACAAGUUGCAUGAUGUUCCUCCUGACCUAGGAAAACUCUCCUGCCUCUCUAUCCUCGCGCUGCAUGGAAAUCAGAUUCGGUACAUCCCGAGGGACCUGGGACACUGCCAGAGCUUGCAGGUCCUGUCGCUGUCCAACAACCGAUUGACGCAGAUUCCACUUGAGAUCGGAAGAUGCAACAAGCUGAAGAGCCUCGACCUUAAAGACAACCCGGACAUCGCGAUACCUCCUCGCUUGUGCAAGUGGACGACAUUGAAGUCGCUAUCCAUGAACAACAACGAAGUCAAGUCGCUUCCCUCCAAAUUCGGGCAGCUUGUCCACCUUGUAUCGCUCAGCUUCGCCUCCAACAGGCUCGUCGUCCUGCCCAAGUCCUUCGCCUUCCUCUCUCGUCUCAAGUCGCUCAACCUCGACAGCAACCUGCUCACCUUCCUUCCCCUGGAAAUCGCCAGGCUAACGGCCAUCACCUCCAUCAGAUUGACAGACAAUCAAGUUGCUGUCCUGCCGCCUCAAAUCAGAGCGCACAAGUACGUGGAGAGCCUCGAUCUCUCCUACAACCUCAUCUCCUCAAUCGCUCCCCAAGUCUCUGCUCUUAGGAACCUCCUCAGCCUCCGCCUGUCCUACAACACCCUGACCCUGCUGCCCCCCGAGCUGGGCAAGCUGAGAAGCCUCACCAACCUGGACAUCGUGGGCAACCGGAUCUCCUACUUUCCGAAUCACUUCAGCGCCUUGACUAGCCUCAGGGUUCUGAAGAUCAGCAGGAACGAGUUCAAGCUGAUACCCGACUGUGUGCGGAACUUCACCAGCCUGAGGGUACUGUCGGCCAGCAGGAACAAGCUCGUCACGCUCUCGAGCGUGCUGGAGGGCUGCAUCCUCCUGGAGCAGCUCUGGCUGCAAGAGAAUCUCCUCACAUCGCUCCACCCCAUGAUCGGCAACCUCGAGCGCCUCAACUCCCUCAACUUCGGCAGGAACGCCAUCACCUCCAUCCCCCCCCAGCUGGGCUCCUGCGUCGCCCUGACGGCGCUGGGGAUCUACGGCAACGGCCUGUCGCGUCUGCCUCCCUCCCUGAAGAAGCUCCGG